Messenger RNA from Mytilus californianus (California mussel), 1512 nucleotides. Its product is annotated as probable thiopurine S-methyltransferase. The record is from RefSeq and is a predicted model, not a curated record. Gene Ontology annotation, molecular function: thiopurine S-methyltransferase activity. Bases 320 to 1042 code for a protein of 240 amino acids. The transcript is spliced from 9 exons. NCBI's taxonomy places the organism in Eukaryota, Metazoa, Mollusca, Bivalvia, Mytilida, Mytilidae.
CAUGUAUUAAAGUUAACAUAAUUAUUCAACUUGACUUAAACCUGUUCAAAAACUGCUGAAUCACUUUCAGUCAUCUGGCGGUAGAUAUAACGUGCCAAAAUACGUGCGAGUAAAUAAUAGAUUAAUUUUUACACAAAACAUUCAUUAGUUUUCGCUUAAAUUAAUUACAUUCACAACGUGUGACAAACAACCAAUGAAAUUCCCAAAUGGUUUUGGAUUAUUGUUUACGAAGAUAUAGAUAACAGAAAAAGGAUUGAAAAGUUCAAUUUGAUUCACGAAACAAAUAACAUUACUUUGAUAUUAGCAGUUUAAAGACGCCAUGGAAAUUUCAAGAAAACUAAACCAGUUUGGAGAUUAUGAAGAUACCACUGAUAUGUCUGUAGAUGACUGGGGAGAGAGAUGGAACAAAUCACAGACACAGUUUCAUGUUUCACGAGCUCACCCGAUGUUAGAAAAACAUUACCACGCUUUAACCGAUGGAAAAUCUUCUCUGCGGAUCUUUCUCCCUCUGUGCGGCAAAUCUAUUGAUUUGAAAUGGCUAGCCGAUAAAGGUCAUGAUGUGGUCGGCUGUGAAGGCGUUGAUCUUGGCUGUCGAGAGUUCUUUGAAGAACAAGAUAUUCCAUACACAUCAGAGUCCAUUAAAGGCAUUGACGGCCUCCUUUAUAAAGCCACAGAUGGAAGAAAAAUAGCUAUAUACAGAUGCGAUUACUUUAAAUUGUCAAGCAAUGUGAUAGGAACGUUUGAUUGUGUUUGGGAUAGAGGAUCCUUUGUUGCCGUUGGUGCACACAUGCGUCAAGAGUAUAUUAAUGUUACUAUUCCCCUGUUGAAGAAGAGUACUAAAUAUUUACUGGACUGCUUUCUGGUUGAUAACCAUGUUUUUGGAGGUCCACCAUUUAACUGUACUGAACAGGAUGUCAAAAAAUAUUUCGGUAAAGCAUGUUCCUCACGAAAAAUUGAUACGAAGAAUGCAUUUACGAAGUGGCAGGAGAGCUGGGGAAUCAAGUCUUUCGUAGAGGAGGUGUAUAUGCUAACGCUUAAGUAGAAAUGAUACGAAGUUCAUGUAUGUCAAGAUUGUAGAUAUAUUAAAGGCAAUAAGAGCGAGAUCAUGUCUAGCUUAUUACAUGUUUCAUGUGUGUUGCAGAAUUUCCCAAUGGAAUAACUAUUUCAACAGCAUUACGCCAUCACUGUAUUGUUUUUAUAUGUUUAUCUAAUACAUUUUGCUUGUCAUUAACCUUUAUCGUAUUUGCCAUUUACAUUCUAAGUUGUUCGUGAGGCAAAUGAAAUUUCUAACAACAGCGGAUAUAUGAUAUAUGAUAUAAAUUUGGAGUCGAUUCGGUUCUUUUCUUGACGACCAAAGAAAAGCUUUAACAUUUAAUGCUCCAAUGCUGUUCAAUAUUCGUUGCUUUCAAGAAACAACAAACAUUUUAUUGUAGUCGUCUUUAUAUGUUUUUUUAUUGUAAAUUGUUUAUAUUAAUUGUAAUAUAUGAUACAAAAAUAAAGAUACUUGAUGAU